Dovyalis caffra is the source of this 570-nucleotide messenger RNA. Lineage: Eukaryota; Viridiplantae; Streptophyta; Magnoliopsida; Malpighiales; Salicaceae. The record is from the annotation of a GenBank genome assembly.
AUGUUCCCCCUGCGGGCGGCUCGCCACCCGCACUGCGGGCCGCUCGCGGUUCCUCGCCACGGGCGCGGCACGCGUGCCCCGCUCGGGCUAACUCGCGGUCCCCGUGCGGGCUGGUGCCUCGGACCUCGCGGGGCGCUCGCGUCCCAGCCCGGGCGGCGUGCGUGCAUCUGGCGUGCGCUCCGCAUGCCCACCGCGACGCCGUCCCGCCGGACCCCGUGCGGUGGCACGCGCGGACCCCUGCGGGGUGGCUCGCGUCCCCCUCGGGGUGGCCGCGCGGACCCUGCGCGCCGGCUCGCCGGGCCCCCUGCGGGCGUGGCAUGCCACCUGCGUGCCGCUCGCGGACCCUGCGGGGGCUGGUUCGCAGGCCCUUGUGCGCGAUGGGCGUCUUGGCUCGCGGGCCUGCCUACGGGGCGGCACGCGUGCCGCCUACGGGCCCGCUCGCGGACCCGCGUACGGGCUGGGCGGCGUCCCCUGCGGUACGCAUGCGGAGGCCCCAUGCGAGGCGGUUCGCGUCCACCUGCGUGCCAGCUCUCGCGGAUCCCUGUGGGCGGCACGCGGACCCUACGGUAG